Myiozetetes cayanensis is the source of this 1454-nucleotide messenger RNA. RefSeq names its product coenzyme Q2, polyprenyltransferase (gene COQ2). Lineage: Eukaryota; Metazoa; Chordata; Aves; Passeriformes; Tyrannidae. Gene Ontology annotation, biological process: ubiquinone biosynthetic process. Bases 1 to 1080 code for a protein of 359 amino acids. The record is from RefSeq and is a predicted model, not a curated record. Gene Ontology annotation, cellular component: mitochondrial inner membrane. The transcript has 7 exons.
AUGGCGGCGGCCUUGCUGUGGCGGCUGUGCCGGGGCCCCGCCGGGCUCCGCGCCGCCCGCCCGUCCCUUGCCGCCGCCGCCGCCCCACCGCCGCCGCCGCUGCUGUCUCACCGCCGCCCCUGCGAGCACCCGCGGCCGCGCAGCUUCUCGGCGGCCGAGCUGGUGCGCGCCGCGCCGGGCCCGCUGCAGCCCUACCUGCGGCUCAUGCGGCUGCACCAGCCCGCGGGGACGUGGCUGCUGUACCUGCCGUGCACCUGGAGCAUCGGGCUGGCGGCCGAUGCCGGGUGCCUCCCGGACUGGCGCAUGCUGUCCCUGUUCGGCGCGGGGGCCGUGCUCAUGCGGGGCGCCGGCUGCACCAUCAAUGACAUGUGGGACCGCGACUUCGACAGAAAGGUUGCAAGGACAGCAAGUAGACCCCUGGCAGCUGGAGAUAUCUCCACUUUUCAGUCCUUUGUUUUUCUCGGGGGACAGCUUAGCUUGGCGCUCUGUGUGCUUCUGUGUCUGAAUUACUACAGUAUUGUUCUGGGAGCAGCCUCUUUGUCCCUUGUGGUCACCUACCCUCUGAUGAAGAGGAUAACGUAUUGGCCACAGCUAGUUUUGGGACUUACAUUUAAUUGGGGAGCCCUUCUUGGCUGGUCUGCCAUCAAAGGGUCGUGUGACUGGUCCGUGUGUUUGCCCUUGUACUUGUCUGGAGUCAUGUGGACGCUGGUAUAUGAUACCAUUUAUGCACAUCAGGAUAAAAAGGAUGACAUCAUGAUCGGUGUGAAGUCAACUGCACUGCAGUUCAAGGAGGAUACAAAACAGUGGCUCAGUGGCUUCAGCCUUGCCAUGCUCCUGGGUCUGUGCGUGGCAGGAAUGAAUUGUAACCAGACGUUCCCGUAUUACUCAGCUGUGGCUGCCGUAGGGGCUCACCUAGCGCACCAGAUUUACACUUUGGACAUAGACAAGCCUGAAGACUGUUGGAAGAAAUUUGCUUCAAAUCGUACUGUAGGAAUUCUGCUCUUUACAGGGAUUGUGCUUGGAAAUCUGUGGAAACAAAAGGACUUAAAAAAUGUAGAAGAGCCUUUAGAAAACAGAUAGUUGAAAUUACUAUAAAUACUGAUAUUUUAGUCCUGGUAAAAUGUAAGUACUGUAAGAAGGAAAAAACUUUUAAUAUGUUUAUAGCGGCUUUAUACUGUUUGUUUUCACCAGCUUUUAUAAAUAUUCUUGUUCCUAAAAUCAUGCAAUUGAGAUGAUCCUAUAAUGGAUGUUUCGAUUAUCUGUAAAUAACUUCAGUCUCCGUAGAAGCGUCAAUAAGUGAAGCUGCUCUGCUGGUCCUGUGUAGUGUCAAGCUUGUGUCAAGCUCUGAAGACUGAACCCAAGAUUUUAUACAAAACAUAAUGUCUCUUAGUGAUGGCAUGUGCAAAACUGCAAAAUUAUUUCAGGAUGUAAAUAAAAUCUGCCUGUACAUGUUU